GAUCAGUCAACGAUCUACCAUCAUUCAGUAAAGCUUCCUAAACCAUUGUGAACAUCAUGGCUAAAUUCUUAAUCAUCUUAGCUUGCGCCUUUGUAGCCGUAUCUUGCGCUAAUACUAAGCGGCGAGCCGAAGAUAAUGAGGUAUCAGCCGGAGGUCACUUUGAAUCAAUCUCAAUUUCCGACGAUGGUGGUCAUGGAGGUGGAUAUGGAGGAGGAAAAGGAUUCAGCGCUGGAAGUGGAUUGAAGACCAUCGCCCAAGGAUCUGCGGAACAAGCUAACAGCGCUGUUGCCAACCAACAUGCCGCUGGAAGACAAGCAGCUUUCGCAGCGAAAAGUACCUUAGCCCAAGCAGCAGCUGGGGCCGCAGCUACAGCGCAAGCAGCUCUCAUCGGCAAACAUAUCCUAGUCCAAAAACUCCAACAAGAUGUCGCCGAAGCUCACCAACAACUCGAAGCCGAACUCCACCAAUUAGAACAAGCUCAACGUGCCGCUUCUGCCGCUCAAGCUGCCGCCAACCAAGCCCAACAAGCAGCAAACGCAAUCAACUCCGCUGCUAAUGCCGUUCAAGGAACAGCAGCCCAUGCCCAACAAGCCGCCGAAGCUGCUCACGCUGAAUUAGGAUCCCAAGAAGCCAUGGUAGGACACGCCAAACAAAGGUUAUCUUCUUUGGGACAACAACUCCAAGCUGCUCAAGGUGAUCUUCACGCCACCCAAGCUGCUGCUCAACAAGCUGAAUCUGCCGCUCAAAUUGCUCAGUCCAAUGCUGCCCAAGCCGCCGAAAAAGCUCAAGCCGCCGGACUUGAACACGGAGGAGGAUUGUCCAUUGGAGGAGAUGAUCACGGAUUCUCUUCAUCCGGAAGUGGAUUAGGAAGCUACCAUUAACUCAACCCAGUCAGUUUUUUAUAUUAAUCGAUUUUUUGUUUAAAUAUAAAGAAAAACUAAUUAAAAAAAUGAUCUUUUAGUUUUA
Messenger RNA from Onthophagus taurus, 966 nucleotides. Its product is annotated as antifreeze protein Maxi-like. Lineage: Eukaryota; Metazoa; Arthropoda; Insecta; Coleoptera; Scarabaeidae. The record is from RefSeq and is a predicted model, not a curated record.